This is a messenger RNA of Strongylus vulgaris, 993 nucleotides long. The record is from the annotation of a GenBank genome assembly. NCBI's taxonomy places the organism in Eukaryota, Metazoa, Nematoda, Chromadorea, Rhabditida, Strongylidae.
AUGUAUUCUAAUUCUAAGAUUGUCGUUUUAGAAGCGUCUCAGGACGACUACGAGAGGAGGGAACGAGCAAUUGAAAAAAGACAAAGAGAUAGGAAAGAUCAGCGUGAUGGUGCUGCAACUCGUCAAGAAAGACAUAUAGCCCGAAUUGAAAUUACCAACACUGUAGAGAAUGAACGGAUUCCUAGAGAGCAGAGAGAUGAUGAAAACGAUGUCAGAAGGGUAGUCACACGAACUCGUGAAGCAACUGCAAUGCAAAGAAACUCUUCAGAACACAAAAAUGCUCAAGUAAAGUCCAGCUCGCACUCAAUUCCACCACCUCCACCUGCUCCAAGCGUGAGAAUAACCGGAUUCAAAGUAAUUCCCAACAAAGUUGUUGCCGAAGAGUGCGAUCAGCUUUAUGAAACGAGAGGAGACGAACAGUUUGAGCGUCAACUUAAACCACUUGAAAGAAAGCUACUGGUGAGAGAAGCAUCUGAAAGGCAUCAGCGCGUACCUCAGGCCGAACAAAUGUCGGGUAAGAUGGUAGUCGUGAACAUGGGAAGAAUACCUCAAACUCGAACGGGGCGUGGGAUCGACUCCACGCCCGAUGCGAAUAGAAACCCUUCGACGAAUCCAUUUUUGAAAGGGACAGAGAAGAGACGUGAAGACGUUGGCGCUAUGCCCAAUCAGCAGAUUAAUAAUGUACAAGAGGUUGUACAGAGGAUGAACAGCGGCGAAUGGCCGAUAAAAAUCGACGAGGAGGAAACCAGGACGAAGGUCAAUGUUGGCCAAAACAGAGAACAACGUGAGCUUGCGAACCAAAAGGAAGGUAAAGCUCAUAACUGGGAGACACUACAAAAGAACAGGCCAACGAGAGAGUCCGGCAGAAGGGAAAAGAAUGUUCUCGAACAAGAGCAGCCCAGAGAACAUCAAAGAGAAGAGCAAAGCAGGGGCAAAGGCUCAAAGAUGGAGCAGGAACAUGCACAAGGAAGAACAAAAGGUGAAACGUUUUGA